Molecule: messenger RNA, 1528 nt
Organism: Triticum aestivum (bread wheat)
Lineage: Eukaryota; Viridiplantae; Streptophyta; Magnoliopsida; Poales; Poaceae
Product: DNA-directed RNA polymerases IV and V subunit 5B
Exons: 4
Coding region: 155-835 (226 amino acids)
Biological process (GO): transcription elongation by RNA polymerase I; transcription by RNA polymerase II; tRNA transcription by RNA polymerase III
Molecular function (GO): DNA binding
Source: RefSeq, a predicted model, not a curated record
ACAGGUCAAAUUAAAGGGUCUACUAAACCCGGACCCGAGGGAGUAGGUGGAAUGGUUGAUGCGCUCCCCGCGGUUGCCAUCCUAGCUGAACGCGGCGAACAGCACGCCCAACGGUGCCGCCGCCGCCGCCGCCUUCGAAGCCCCCGCCCUCGUGAUGGAACCCUCGUUCGAUGACGUCCCCGAGGUCGUCGGCUGGAUGUCGUCGAUGGUCGACCGCGGCGGCCGCGCGAGCCAGGAGAGCCACCGGCUGUUCCUGGCGCGGCGCACGGCGCUCGAGAUGCUGCGGGACCGCGGGUACAGCGUGCCGGAGUCCGAGCUCGCCCGCACGCUCCCGGAGUUCCGUGCGUGGUGGGCUCCGGAGCCCGAGGUCGAGCGCCUCACCUUUUCCACCUUCCUCGCCUCCGACCAUUCCGACAAGGUGAAAAUUCUAUUCUGUGGACCAGAACCUGUCAAAAUCGCAACUAUCCAGGAGAUAUAUGACCAGAUCGAAGGAGAGAACUUGUCCAGACUUAUUUUGAUAUUGCAGGGAAAGAUAAUGCCUAGAGCUAAAGAGUCUGUUAAGGAGAAAUUCACAUUUAAAGUAGAUAUUUUUCAGGUCAAUGAGUUACUGGUUAACAUUAGUAAGCAUGCCCUGAAGCCCAAGCAUGAAGUGUUGACUGCAGAAGAAAAGGCCAGGCUCCUGAAGAAGUACAAUGUGCAGGAUUCACAGCUCCCUCGCAUGCUAGAGACCGAUCCUGUUGCUCGCUACUAUGGCCUCGGCAAGGGAACCGUGCUUAAAGUUACAUAUGACAGUGAGCUUACUGGGAACCAUGUGACAUACCGAUGUAUUUUCUGAGGGCUGCAUGUGUUUCCAUGGAUGAAAGGUGUAGCAAGCUGUUUGUAAAAUCGUGUUAGCUCUAUGCUGAUUCAUUGGCCUGAAGGUAUUUGGGACUUCAGGCGUGUUACACCGAGCAUGGUCGACUGGAUUCAAGCCGUAUCCGUUUACUAGAGCUAGCAUAGGUUUUACAUACAAAUCAGAUGUCAGAAACCUGAUUAAGAUGAAGAACCAAGAAAGGAAAAAAGAUUGACUGUCAAACAAUCUUUCUUCAGCUAACAACUGUGGUUUGGUCUGCUUGUCUUGGGUAAAAUUUCGUCAUCUGCCGCCUUUCUCUUGCGGAUGUUGCUGCUAUCACCAGUGCUGUUAUCUGUGGGGUUACUGCUGCUGAUGGUAUCGCUGCUGCUGUUGUUUGUGGGGUUACUGCCGCUAAUGGUGACGGUAUCGCUGCUGCUGCUGUUGUUUGUGAGGUUGGUCUCGCUGUUGCUUAGCAGGUCUUCGUCCUGGUGGCAGUGCUCCUUGCAUCUGCUUUUCAUUAUGUGGGGCUUGAGCUUGCUCAUGUCUGAUAGCCGUACUGGUUUUAGGAAGAACUCAUUUGCUCCUUCCUCCAGGCAUCUGAUUCAGAACAAACAAAACCGUAAUUGUCAGAGUUCAUUCUAAGAUCCUACUAUAUUUCUUUACAGCUUUAUUUAUGUCCAUAUAUUUGGGUUUUUA